Molecule: messenger RNA, 1496 nt
Organism: Cutaneotrichosporon oleaginosum
Lineage: Eukaryota; Fungi; Basidiomycota; Tremellomycetes; Trichosporonales; Trichosporonaceae
Biological process (GO): tricarboxylic acid cycle
Cellular component (GO): mitochondrion; oxoglutarate dehydrogenase complex
Molecular function (GO): dihydrolipoyllysine-residue succinyltransferase activity
Source: RefSeq, a predicted model, not a curated record
CCACGCACCACCCCCGUCACCACUCAUCCACUCGUCACGCACCACCUCGUUUUACAUCUCCCUCAUCAUCCUCUUUCCUCUCUUCUCCAUCCCCCCCCCUCACCCCCUCACCAUCAUCAUGCUCCGCACACAAGUCCGCGCACUCUCCGUGGCCUCAAAGGCCCUCCCCACCGUCACCCGCACGGCCACUCGCGGCUUUGCUUCGGUCCGCAGGUCCUCUCCCCCCCAGAUGGCGCGCGCCUUCGCAGUCCCCAUGACCCGCUCCUUCCACGCCACCUCGUUCGCAUCUGAGGUCGUUUCUGUGAAGGUUCCCCAGAUGGCCGAGUCGAUCACCGAGGGCACCUUGAAACAGUUCAACAAGCAGGUUGGCGACUUCAUCAAGGCGGAUGAGGAGCUUGCGUCGAUCGAGACCGACAAGAUUGACGUCUCGGUCAACGCUCCUCAGAGCGGCAAGAUCGUCGAGCUCCUUGUUGAGGAGGACGCAACUGUCGAGGUCGGCCAGGAGAUCGCCAAGAUUGAGCCUGGAGAGGACGAUGGAUCGUCGGGUGGCUCGUCGGCGCCGGCCGCCGAGGCUCCCAAGGAGGAGGCUAAGAAGGAGGAGUCGAAGCCCGAGCCUAAGAAGGAGGAGACCAAGGCCGCUGCGCCCAAGGAGGAGGCAAAGCCCGCCGCUCCCAAGCCCGCUGCGCCGAAGAAGGAGGAGUCGGCGCAGCAGGCCGAGUCCAAUGCUCUCUCGCGCAAGGAGACCCGCGUGAAGAUGUCGCGUAUGCGCCAGACCAUCGCGACCCGCCUCAAGGCAUCGCAGAACGCCGCUGCAUCGCUCACCACCUUCAACGAGAUUGACAUGUCGUCCAUCAUGGAGUUCCGCAAGCUCUACAAGGACGGCGUGCUCAAGAACGAGGGUGUCAAGCUCGGCUUCAUGAGCGCGUUCGCUCGCGCAUCGGUGCUCGCGCUGCGCGAGAUCCCCGAGGCCAACGCCUCGAUCGAGGACGACACCAUCGUCUACCGCGACUACGUCGACCUUUCGGUCGCCGUUGCCACCCCCAAGGGUCUCGUUACGCCCGUUGUGCGCAACGCCGAGUCUAUGGGCCUUGUCGACAUCGAGCGCGCUAUCGCCGACCUUGGCCGCAAGGCGCGCGAUGGCAAGCUCACCAUUGAGGACAUGGCUGGCGGUUCGUUCACCAUCUCGAACGGAGGCGUCUUCGGCUCGCUGUACGGCACCCCCAUCAUCAACCUCCCCCAGUGCGCCGUCCUCGGCAUGCACUCGAUCAAGGAGAAGCCGGUCGUUGUCAACGGCCAGAUUGUCAUCCGCCCCAUCAUGGUCGUUGCCCUCACCUACGACCACCGACUUCUCGACGGCCGGGAAGCUGUCACCUUCCUUGUCCGCGUCAAGGAGUACCUCGAGGACCCCCGCCGCAUGCUCCUCCCCUCGCCCGUGUAAACGAGUGUGUCAGUAGUGUAUGGAGCUAUGGAGACAAUAUGCAUCGAUUCAACCGGCG